This is a messenger RNA of Mesocestoides corti, 222 nucleotides long. The record is from the annotation of a GenBank genome assembly. Lineage: Eukaryota; Metazoa; Platyhelminthes; Cestoda; Cyclophyllidea; Mesocestoididae.
UACCUGUUAACGAAAAUGUUCAAUAAGCAUUUUUUGCCAAAAUCUCCUAAUAUUUUACACUCCUAUGAUGAAGAAGAGGAUGAAGUCAUUAAAAUGAUCAAGCGUACAGGUUGUCUUAAUGAACACAACGACAUUAUGGAGUGUAUGUUCGAACAUAAGGAUUGGCGGAAGUGCCAAGACAAAGUAAAAGCCUUCCGGACUUGUAUGUCAAAAAAAAAUUAG